AUGUCACAGGAAAGAUACCUCACAGACGUAGGGGUGGAAGGAACCACGAUUGCACCAUCCACUCCAACUAAGCAUCAAAGAAGCUCAAAAAGGCCCCCUGAGUACACGUCUGCCCACUAUGAACCGAUUGACAAGAAUGGAAGCUCUAUCCGUGUGCUCAAGCUCUUCUCUAGCAACCCUAAUAACCCCCAGGUCGAGUGUGAACUGAUACAAACCUCUCUGGACAAUGAAAUAGCACGCCCAUAUGAGGCACUAUCCUGGUGCUGGGGACCUCUGUCUGAGACCGCUUACAUCAAUAUCCGGAAAGGCAGCAAAAUCUAUGCGAAAUACGUCCAGCCUGAUCUCGUUUCGGCUUUGCAGGCUCUACGACACUACCAAAAUGACCGCUACCUUUGGAUUGAUGCAGUAUGCAUCGAUCAAUUUCACCCAGAAGAGAAAAAUCACCAGGUAGAAAUGAUGUCCAUCAUUUACGGCAAGGCCCAGCGUGUCUGCAUCUGGCUUGGGGAUCCUACUAAAUCGAGUCGGUUAGCACUCAGCUUCAUCAAGAAUGAAGUCCUCCAACUCCAAAACUUUGAUGAUCUAUGUGACAAGAAAGCAGACACCACGAAGUGGAAUGCACUCCUCGAACUGAUGCAACGGCCAUGGUUUUCGCGCCGCUGGGUAGUUCAGGAAAUUUCACUGGCCCAGCGGGCUCUUAUCUACUGCGGGAGCGAUAAAAUCUCCUGGAGAAAAUUCGCAAUAGCGGUCGAGCUAUUUGUCGAAGUCGAAACCGCAACACAUCGACUCUCAGAGGUGAUGAAGAAGGACCCUAGAUACUAUCAUGUCCCUGGAUGGUUCGAAUACGUCUCAGCACUGGGUGCGAGCCUGUUGGUAGAUGCCACUGGACGCCUCUUUCGAGACUACAAAGAGCUGCAGCAACCCACGACGUCUCCAGUCGGACAGGCUGAUCUGGACACCGAACUCGACAUGGACUCCGAUUUGGAAGCUUUGACAGACGGUGAAUCCGAGGCCGGUAGUCUGGACGGGACAGUAAAUUCCCAGAUAAUUAGAGGGCAGCCAUUGUUGGGCCUUGAAUACCUUGUCUCGAGCUUGUCUAUAUUUGAUACCACCGUUGAACAUGACACCAUAUACGCACUGCUUGCAAUUGCGAGAGACACCACUCCUCGAGCCCAACAAAUAUCAAGCAAGCACUUGGAUCAUACCCAGGACGUACUCGAAAGAUUCACGCAGAAGAAACGGUUCAAUGUUGACUACGAACAACCUUAUGUCGAUGUGUGCAAGGACUUCAUCCAAUUUUGUAUCCAUCGCUCCCUUCACACUGAUCCCAGUCGAGCACUUGACAUCCUUUUCCGACCCUGGGCAACGGAGGAACGAAAAUCUUAG
Exophiala aquamarina CBS 119918 is the source of this 1383-nucleotide messenger RNA. RefSeq lists its product as uncharacterized. The transcript has a single exon. The record is from RefSeq and is a predicted model, not a curated record. Lineage: Eukaryota; Fungi; Ascomycota; Eurotiomycetes; Chaetothyriales; Herpotrichiellaceae. The coding region runs from base 1 to 1383 and encodes 460 amino acids.